This is a messenger RNA of Strigops habroptila (Kakapo), 1344 nucleotides long. It is a transcript of the gene IQCK, whose product is annotated as IQ motif containing K. Lineage: Eukaryota; Metazoa; Chordata; Aves; Psittaciformes; Psittacidae. The record is from RefSeq and is a predicted model, not a curated record. Bases 1 to 1344 code for a protein of 447 amino acids. Gene Ontology annotation, molecular function: protein binding. The transcript has 14 exons.
AUGGCGGCGGGCGGGCGGGAGCCGAGCCUGUGGGACCGCGUGUGCGCAGAGUAUGAAGCAGAGCAGCCUCAAUUUCCAGAUGGUCCUGAAUCAAAACAAGAAUUUGUGUCUUUGGAAGCGGGAAUAGCGCAGCCAUUACGUGUGGAACAAUUUUGUUCAGCCCCUGCAGCUGAUACUUCUGUCCAACAGUUGCUUUCCACACCCGAGACAGCUCCCAUUCCAGAACCACCUGAUCCAAAAACAUGUCCUCCUCGAGAAUACUUAGAGUAUUACAUAUUUCCAGUACUCUUACCUGGAAUGGCAGAACUAUUGCAUCGAGCACAGGAGGAAAAGUGUUUUGAGAGAAAAAGGACCAAAUUUAUUGCCUGUGAUUUCCUCACUGAGUGGUUAUACAACAACAACCCGAAGAGGAAAGAUGAGUCAUUCACAGAAUUCUUUUCCAUUCCUUUUGUUAAGGACUGGCUAAAGGACCAUCCUAGGCGACCAAUUCCUCUCUCUCUCAUUCUAUCAGAAGAAGCAGCAAGCAUAAUAAUUCAGUCCUUCUGGAGAGGUUAUCGGGUCCGCUGUGAUAGUGAAGUGCAAGAGCUACGUCAGUGGCAAAAGAAGUUGAGAGAGGAGAAGAACAUUGUUAAGAUAGUGAAAGAAUUCUGGACUAAGCAGGAAGCCAAAGCCUCACGACAGAUGGAUUUCCUUCACCUGAUUUCUUUUGAUGCAGUGAGAGAACACCUCAACACCAACAUUCACUGCUGCAUAUGCGCCAUAGCACCAAAGACACACCAAAAAAUACCUGAAAGUACCUACAGCUGCUUUCAAGAUGGACAAACUGCUUUUGGAAAUGUUUGGAUGAGUAGUGAUUUCCCUCCACCUCUUAUUAUCCUCCCUGCAUUUUUCCAAAGAUGGUAUUUUGAACACUGGACAUUGAGAAUGAUGGGUCAGAAGGAAGAGCUGUCAUUACUCAAACUGCAAGAGCACUUUGCAUUGAUGUUCAAGAGUGAGACCACAAGAUGGAAGGCAUCACCCAGACCGAGCAAGCGAGAUGUUUCUGUGAGGAGAGCUGUCAAGGGCAGAAUACCAGCAUCCCCCCAGAACAUCGGAAAGAUUUUUAUUGACACCGAUCGCUUCAGGCAUUGGGGUGAGGAAGCAGCUGCUGAGGCUAACGCAGCAUCACAGAGCUCGACUCAAGGAGAGCUGAGCACCAGCAGAAUACAAGGGCAGACACAGAUGAGAGACAGUCAGAGUACAUUUUGCCUGAAGCCACACCAAAUGGAUAUGGCAAAACUGGGAAGAGAACCAGAAAUCUUGUAUUUGGAGAGACUUUUUCUCUUGAGCACAUCAAUAACUUGA